This is a messenger RNA of Cercopithifilaria johnstoni, 2784 nucleotides long. The record is from the annotation of a GenBank genome assembly. NCBI's taxonomy places the organism in Eukaryota, Metazoa, Nematoda, Chromadorea, Rhabditida, Onchocercidae.
AUGAAGAAGAACUUGAGGAACUCAAAGAGAAAUAGUGGCGGCAAUUCAAAUGCAAUAUCGAAUAAGCGAAGUAAUGAUAACGCUAGACCAAGAAAACUGCGCAAAAAAUCUAUCAAAAAAAGUGAUAAAAAGGAGGAAAAACAAGAGGAACAGAACCUUUCGAUUACUAUGGUUAACUCCGAAGAUGAAAAAGAUGAUCAUUUAGGCGGUAGCAAAUCCGACGACACCCAAUCAUUUGAUGAAGCAGAAAAUGUCGCUACCGUUCAGUCUUCAAAACCUUUUAAUAAAAGAACUCGAAGACGCCCGCCGGAGAAAUAUGCCGAAUAUGCUGCUUAUCGGGGUCACACAACCAGUUGGGCCGUAUUACCAAAAAUGGAAAAGCAACAACUUGCAGUGCGAGCAUUUGCAGAAAGCACUGAUGGCACGGUGAAAUGUCUGAAUGAAAAAUGUACAAAAGUUUUGAAGACUAAAGAAGAUAUUGUUAAUCAUGUAGAUAGAUGCCUAAAAUUACCGGAAUAUUUCAAAUAUAUAGGUAAGGCUGAUGCGUUUCGAGCGCUUGAUAAAGUCACGAAAGCGAAAAUAUUGCGGGCUUCUAUGAAUACAUUGGAAGUUUUGCCUUGUUUGAAUAUCGAAACAUUGAACUGUACACAAAAAUAUGGGCAUUGCUAUGCACUGUCAUAUCAUCUCGAAAGAUGUGGUCAAGAUAAGGAUCAGUUGCCUUGGAAAUGUUGGAAAUGCGGACUUACCGCCACCGUAGCAGAUGGUCGUGACCAUUUGGCUUUAUGUACAAAUCCCAAAACAAAAACGAAAGGAGAAAGAUCAGACGAUGAGUCAUGGUCCGAAAAUUCAGAAAUUGAUGAAUUGGAUGUGGAUAUUUCAAAAAAAUUAAAAAAAAAUAGGAAAUCUGGUAAGCAGAAAGUGGCAUCAAUAGCACGGGGAUAUUUACCGGAGAAAAGUUCACGUAUGAAAGUAGCUGAUGGAGUUAAACGAUUCAAAUUUAAAAGUGCAAAUCUUGAAGCAAAUGCUCCAACACCCCGUGAAUUAAUGCAAUACCAAGAAACGAUCGAUCGAGCCAACGAAUUGCUUAGGAUACAGAGAGAAAAGGAAUCUCUUUGCAAUGCACUCAUCCAAUUUGAACAUCAUUCAAAUAAUUUCAAACGUAUUGCACCCUGUGAUUUCAGUGACGAUUUGAAUAAUAUGCUUAAUAAGUGCUCCAUUCCUGUAAUACUUCCUUCUGGCAAUAGUAAGAAAUGGCAACCGUCAUCAUCGGAUGAAAGUCGAAAUGAAAGUGAGAAAGAUGUUGAAAAAGAUCAGAUGGUUGGUGACAAGCAAAGAUUGCCAGUUUUUGUACCCAAACCUUUACAUUGCAAGACGAGCAAGAUACAUUUUACAUUAGCCAAAAAUGAUAUACACGAAAUUGGUUGUGUCGCAUAUUGCGGGGGGCCAAUAUCAACAAUUGAAAGUUGCCCACGGAAACUGGAAGAUGGUUGUGAAUGUGUAGCUGUCACGGUUUUUUCCGAUGAAGAAUAUUUGAUUUCAAAAAAUCGGAGAAGUUGCAAUAUUGAUUAUGUUCAAUUCUGGCUGUAUGACAAUAAACCAGAAAGAAUUUCUGCAUCGUUGUGGUUUCUUCUGGAAGUGAACUGCAACACAAUACUUUGCACAGCUUGGUGUCCAUCGUUGCGAAAUUCUGUUCGACAGGACAGCAAACUGUCAAAUUUUGUUGGUAUUCUUGCAGUCGGUGGUAUGAAUGGUCCAAUUUCGCUUUAUGGAAUACGUAAUAACAUGCCCAUUCCUACAACCAAUGAUAAUGACCAACUGGUAUAUCGUUGUACUGAGCCUGAUCUGGUUCUUUGCUGUCCAGAGUGCUGUCAUAAUGCACCAACUAUUUCAAUUGCGUGGAGUGAAAAAGGCGGUUCUAACAAAUUGGCAGCUGUUUCUGCAUCAGGUCAUGUAUUAAUCUGGGAUUUGGAUGAAAGUACAUCUGCGAAAAUCAUACAUAGCGCUGAAUGGUUAUCUCCUCCUUUGAAUAUCGCUUUCUGUGGAUUGGAACAAUUAGCUGUAUCAUUCCGAGAAAAAUUAAUUAGAAUAUAUGAUUUGGUUACACUUGCAUUUGUAAUUGAGGAAAGUGCUCAAAGAACGGCUGGAAUGCAGGUUUAUUCACGAGAAGGACUUUUCAAUGGUAUAUUUAGCUAUCAACAGGAUUUUACUCUAACUGGCGUACACCUGACUUGCGGGACAUGUUAUAUUGUACUGGGCUCAUCAAAAGGAAAUUUCUUCGUGGUUCCAUUGGCUAAUAGGCAUGAAAUACAGCUUUGGGAUAUGUGUAUAUGUCCAAAAACAGGUGCAAUAAUAUCGGCUGGGGCAGAUGGUCGUCUUCAGGUUUCUCUAAAUGGGCGUUUGGCUGCUGUUGGGUCGGAGAAAGAUUUUUUAUUUAAUGCAUGUCGGGUUGUUCUGACAUUAAUAAGGAAGUCUGUAGAAAUACCGUUGGAGAAGACUAUUGAAUCACCUUUAAAUGAUGCAAUCAAUGCCGAUGAUAAUGACGAAUGUAAAAGUGAACCGAGGUUUCCUCCACCUCUGACAAAUUUACAAUUGUGUGCUGAAAAAUCGCAUCUCGAAUUUUGUUUUGAGGAUAUCAAAAUCGGUAAAACUGCCGUAUCACAGUUUAGCUUGGAUCUUCGUACGGAAUCACUAAAUCGAGUAGCCGUAAGUGAGCCAUCUGGUCAGAUGGCAAUUUGCGGCGGUGAAGCUGGCCUUUUGAUUUUCAUUCCUUGUUAUUUACGAUGA